AUGAAUUCGACACCAUCAGCCCCUUCGGUUCUCGUUCUCGGCCCACCGCUUGUUUUCAAAGUUUACGAGACCGAAUUUUCCAAAAAAUACAAUUUCUUAAAACCAUGGGAAAAUCCUAUGCCUCUAAACCACUUCAUUUCCUCUCAUUCGACAUCUGUGAAAGCGAUUUUUUGUUCGGCUCUUAGCCCGGUCACUUGUGAUAUCAUUCAAAGCCUUCCUGAGCUCGAAUUUGUGUUGGCAAGUUCCAUUGGUGUUAACCAUAUUGACCUCCAAGAAUGCAAACGUCGUGGAAUCGUUGUGGCUAAUGCUGGCUCGUCCUUUUCGGAUGAUGUGGCUGAUAUGGCGGUCGGGCUUUUAAUUGAUGUCAUGAGAAGAAUUACUGCCAGUAAUCGGUAUGUAAAGAAUCGGGUUUGGCCUAAACAUCGAGACUACCCUCUUCAUAAUAAGUUAGGUGGCAAGCGAGUAGGGAUCGUUGGACUAGGAAACAUCGGCCUUCAAAUCGCAACAAGACUAAUGGCAAUGGGUUGUAUAAUAUCAUACACAUCAAGAACCAUAAAACCAAAUGUAACAUUCCCUUUCUAUCAUGAUAUUCAUCAACUUUCAUCGAAUUGUGAUAUCUUGAUCAUCUCGUGUGCAUUAAACGAUCAAACACAUCACAUGAUUGAUCGACAAGUGUUGUUGGACCUAGGGAAGGACGGAUUUAUCGUUAACGUUGCACGUGGGGCAAUCAUACACGAAAAAGACCUAAUUGAGUGUUUGGUUAAAGGGGAACUUGGUGGUGCCGGUUUGGAUGUUUUUGAACACGAGCCAAACUUUCCUGAAGAGCUUUUCGCGCUUGACAACGUCGUCUUGACACCUCAUCAUGGUGCCGUAACGAAAGAAGCGUGUAGGAAUCUUUAUGAUCUCGUAUGUAAGAAUCUAGAUGCGUUUUUCACAAAGCAAGCUUUUGACAAUGAAGUCACAAAUAUGUGA
Erigeron canadensis is the source of this 972-nucleotide messenger RNA. RefSeq names its product glyoxylate/hydroxypyruvate reductase HPR3-like. NCBI's taxonomy places the organism in Eukaryota, Viridiplantae, Streptophyta, Magnoliopsida, Asterales, Asteraceae. The record is from RefSeq and is a predicted model, not a curated record. Bases 1 to 972 code for a protein of 323 amino acids. The transcript is spliced from 2 exons. Gene Ontology annotation, cellular component: cytosol. Gene Ontology annotation, molecular function: glyoxylate reductase (NADPH) activity; hydroxypyruvate reductase [NAD(P)H] activity; NAD binding.